AUCGACCUCACUCACAUCUAGCUCUGUGUCUCGCGCUUCAGUCGUGAGGUAAAGUUUCGUCGAGUGAAACUUAGCGUUUAUUUUUUCCGAGCGACCUUUUUCAACUUUACAUCAAAACACAGCAACGAACGGACCGUAAACGGAUUUAAACGGAUGAAUUGCACACAUCUGGGACGUGAAGUAUUGUUUUUUUUGUUGUUUGGAUUAACGUUAGAGAGACGCGCAGUCACACGGACGCGCACAGGAUUGAGUUUCAGUCGCUUUUGAUGCGAGUCCGCAUCCAAUAUUAAAUGAACCCGAAUCUGUUUCGGAUUUGAACCAUAUAUUUAACUCACUUUUAAUAUGUGUGAAACACACAGCAAAGACAACAGAAGCUAGUUUACGAAGUUUUUCUCCUAAAGUUCUGCAUGAGGUGGAUGUGUGGACAAAGCAUUUGGGAAAGAAAAUCUAAAUUUGGUCUCUUAUCGGAUUGUGGGGAUUUGAGGGAUAAUUUAUCUGUAUGAUCUGAAUCUGAUGAGAUGGAUCAUGUGUGCUGGAUUAUUUCUCUCUUCUGGUUCGUGUUGACUGGACCGAUCACAGCAGAAGAAGAGGUGCUGAUGAACACAAAGCUAGAAACAUCGGAUCUGAGAUGGACCGUUUUCCCCAGCAGUGACCCUCAGUGGGAGGAGAUGAGCGGUUUGGAUGAAGAGGGAAACAGCGUCCGCACCUUUCAGAUUUGUCCAACAGAGAGUUCAGUGAGUCACUGGCUCAGGACGAGGUUUAUCCCGCGGCGCGGGGCGUCUCAGGUCUACGUGGAGAUCCGUUUCACCAUGAUGGAAUGUUCUGCCAUGCCGUCCAGCUACCGCUCAUGCAAAGAGACAUUUAACUUUUUUUACUGCCAGAGCGAUGAGGACAACGCCACCCCUACACACCCGGCGUGGAUGGAAAACCCCUACAGUAAGGUGGACACCGUUGCGGCUGACUUCCUGUUGCGGCGUGGGGGAGAGCGGAAGUCCAACGUGAAGACGGUGCGUGUGGGCCCUUUGUCGAAGAAGGGCUUUUAUUUGGCUUUCCAGGCUCAGGGGGCGUGUAUGGCCCUGCUGUCCAUCAGGGCCUUCCUCAAAAAAUGCCCUGCCGUCACCCGUGCCUUUUCCUCCUUCCCUGAAACGCUCCCUCAUUCACUGGUGCAGCAGGCCGAGGGCGUGUGUGUGGCGAACUCCGUCUCCACGGGACAGAACCCACACCCACCCACCAUGUUCUGUGGGGAGGACGGACAGUGGGUGGGGCCUCCGUCAUCGUCGUGUGCGUGUAAACCAGGGUACGAGCCGGUGGACUCUGAUCGCUGCAGAGCGUGUGGAUCGGGUCAGUAUAAAGCGUCCGUCGGCGGCGGUUUGUGUCGUGUGUGUCCAGAGAACAGCAACACACACUCGCUGGGUUCCAGUGUGUGUCUGUGUCGUCCGGGAUUCUACAGAGCAGCCAAUGACCUCCCUGAUACAGCCUGCUCCAAACCUCCGUCUGGGGCGCGCAGCAUCAUCGCUCAGGUCAAUGAUACGGUGGUAACUCUGGAGUGGUCUGAACCUCUGGACCGCGGCGGUCGCUCUGAUAUCACUUACAGCAUCGAGUGCGAGCGCUGCGGAGAGUCGUCCUGCGUUCCGUGUGCAGAUGGCGUCACCUACAGACCGGGGCAGGUGGGCAUCAGCGGGCGGCGGGUGGUGAUCCGCGGGCUCCUCCCACACACCACCUACACGCUCACGGUCCUCGCUCAGAACGGUGUGAGCGCCGUCGGUCACGUGAGCCCUGCCUCCACCGCAGUCAACAUCACCACCAGUAGAGACGUGUAUGUGCCUGUGUCAGGCAUCAAGAGGACUAAAGCGUCUGAGACCACCGUGUCCCUCAGCUGGGCGUCUCCCUCACAGACUCAUCACAGUGUUCUGGAGUAUCAGCUGAGAUACAGUUUAAAGGGUCAGGAUGACGGCUGGCAGUAUGUCAGCAGCAGGAGUAACUCUGUGGUUCUGAACAGUCUGGCUCGUGCGUCGCAGUAUCAGGUGCAGGUCAGAGCUCGGACCGCCGCGGGAUACGGCCACUUCAGUCCCUUCACCACAAUCAGCACGCUUCCUGAUGUUGAGGACUCCCCGUCUCAUCUGCUGCUCACUGGUGUGCUGGUUGCUGUGGGGCUGCUGGUUCUUGUUGCCGUGGUGAUUGUCGCUGUGUUUUGUUUCAGGCGCUCGAGCAGGAUGAGGGAUCCAGAUCCAGACAAGAGCAGUCAGUUUCUGAUGGGUCAGGGGAUCAAAGUGUACAUCGAUCCAUUUACAUACGAGGAUCCAAACGAGGCCGUGAGGGAAUUCGCCAAAGAGAUCGACGUGUCGUUUGUCAAAAUCGAGGAGGUUAUUGGUGCAGGUGAGUUCGGUGAGGUGUGUCGCGGCCGCUUGAAGGUUCCUGGUAAGAAAGAAAACUAUGUGGCCAUUAAGACAUUGAAGGGCGGCUACACAGACAAACAGAGGCGGGACUUCCUGUCUGAGGCGUCAAUCAUGGGUCAGUUCCAGCAUCCCAACAUCAUUCACCUGGAAGGAGUGAUCACAGCUUCCUGUCCCGUCAUGAUCCUCACCGAGUACAUGGAGAACGGGGCGCUGGACUCCUUCUUGCGGUUAAAUGAUGGUCAGUUCACUAACAUUCAGUUAGUGGGAAUGCUGCGUGGGAUCGCGUCAGGAAUGAAAUAUCUGUCAGAGAUGAGUUUUGUUCAUCGUGACCUGGCAGCACGCAAUAUUCUGGUCAACAGCAACCUGGUGUGUAAAGUGUCUGAUUUCGGCCUGUCCAGAUUCUUGACAGAGAACUCAUCUGACCCCACAUACACCAGCUCACUGGGUGGCAAGAUUCCAAUCCGCUGGACGGCUCCAGAAGCCAUCGCCUUCCGUAAAUUCACAUCAGCAUCAGACGUCUGGAGUUAUGGCAUUGUCAUGUGGGAGGUGAUGUCAUUCGGAGAGAGACCAUACUGGGACAUGAGCAACCAGGACGUGAUAAAUGCUAUCGAGCAAGAUUAUCGGCUGCCUCCUCCCCCAGAAUGCCCUGCGUCUCUGCAUCAGCUCAUGUUGGACUGCUGGCAGAAGGAGAGAUCGUCCCGGCCGCGUUUCUGCGCCAUCGUCUCAGCGCUGGACAGACUCAUCCGUAACCCCGCCUCCCUCAAGAUCACGGGACGCCUCACAGACGGGCCGUCUCACCCUCUGCUGGACCAGCGUCCUCUCCCACCUCUGUCUCAGUGCAGGUCAGUUUCUGAUUGGCUCAGAGCCAUUAAGAUGGAGAGAUAUGAAGAAAGAUUCUUGCAAGCCGGAUUCACCUCCAUCGAGCUCAUAUCACACAUCUGUACUGAGGAUCUUCUGCGUAUUGGAGUCACUUUAGCUGGACAUCAGAAAAAGAUUUUGUCCAGCGUCCAAACACUGAGAAUCCACAAGACCAGCGGCAGCCUGCAGUACUGACACGCCUUCCCAGCAUCCUCUCCUCCAACAAGCUCUUAAGGAUUUCAUCGAUCCGUCACACAAUGACUCAUCCAAUCACUGUUCAGCAUCACCCAUCCAAUCAGAGUCCAGCGUUCUGAGGGAACUGAAACACAGAUCAAGAGAAAGAUGGACAGAUGAUGUCAUCUGUCUCUGAGAUCCUCAUCUUCUCAUUCAUGUCUCCUCAACAGCAGGAGACAGACAGACAGACUGUGACUUCAUCAUUAUGAGGAUUAUUAUUGUUGUCAUGGCGACACUGACUUGAGAGUCCGGUUGCUGUAACUCCUGAACUUGAACCCAAGAGAAGGGAGUGGCAUGUUUGCCCCAUUGCAUUCUGGGACUUUAGCUGGAUCUUCACAUUGAAGGUCUAUUAUAAUUAUUAAAGCAAGAUUAUUUUGUAAUUAUUAUUUUGUAUUCACAAAAACAACAUGAGUAUGACUGAAUGUUUGUUUAGAAAAAGAGGAGGGCAGCUGUCAAUCAAACAGCGCGUCAUCUGUGUGAUCAAUCACAUUAAAGAUUUCAAAAGUUGGCCCCUCCCACCGAGAGCUUCAGCAUG
Molecule: messenger RNA, 4023 nt
Organism: Triplophysa rosa
Lineage: Eukaryota; Metazoa; Chordata; Actinopteri; Cypriniformes; Nemacheilidae
Gene: ephb4b
Product: eph receptor B4b
Exons: 17
Coding region: 519-3449 (976 amino acids)
Biological process (GO): central nervous system projection neuron axonogenesis; cell surface receptor protein tyrosine kinase signaling pathway; axon guidance
Cellular component (GO): plasma membrane; neuron projection
Molecular function (GO): protein binding; transmembrane-ephrin receptor activity; cytokine receptor activity
Source: RefSeq, a predicted model, not a curated record